AGAUUUUAAUUUUUAAACAGAGGCUCUCUCUCACAUCGUCAAUGGAGUCUCUGGUUCUGCAACUCCAUGACAUUGAAGCUGUGAAGUUCGGCAGUUUCAAGCUUAAAUCAGGCAUCCAAUCUCCAAUCUAUAUCGAUCUCCGCCUCAUCGUUUCCUACCCAUCUCUCCUCAAUGAAAUCUCUCAACUUCUCAUCACCUCCGUCUCUUCCUGCACCUUCGACCUCGUCUGUGGUGUCCCUUACACCGCUCUCCCCAUUGCAACCUGCGUUUCAGUCUCCAACAACAUCCCCAUGCUCAUGCGUCGCAAGGAGAUCAAAGACUACGGCACUUCCAAGGCUAUCGAGGGUUCUUUCAAGGAGAACCAGAGCUGUCUCAUUGUAGAAGACCUCGUCACUAGUGGAGCUUCGGUGCUUGAGACUGCCGCGCCCCUCAGGACGGUUGGAUUGAAGGUCACGGAUGCUGUGGUUCUCAUCGAUCGUGAACAGGGAGGGAGAGAGAAUCUCGCUGAGAAUGGGAUUCAAUUGCAUUCGAUGAUCAAGCUAACCGAGAUGGUUGGCUUUCUGAAGAAGAAUGGUAGGGUUACCGAGGAGAUGGAGAAGACGGUUAAAGCGUUCUUGGAGGAGAAUCGCAGGGUCUCUGUUCCUGCCUCGGUGCCGCCGCCUCAAAAGUUGAAGGUUUCGGUUACGUAUUCGGAGAGAGCGAAGAUGAUUAAGAAUCCAACUGGGAAGAAGCUUUUUGAGGUGAUGGAUGCGAAGGAGAGUAACCUGUGCUUGGCUGCUGAUGUUUCAACUGCUGCAGAGUUGCUUGCUCUUGCAGAUAAGGUUGGACCAGAGAUCUGCUUAUUGAAAACCCAUGUGGAUAUAUUGCCUGAUUUUACUCCAGACUUUGGCUCUCAGCUUCGCUCUAUUGCGGAAAAGCACAACUUCUUGAUCUUUGAAGAUCGUAAAUUUGCUGAUAUUGGAAAUACGGUGACUAUGCAGUAUGAAGGAGGUGUCUUCCGUAUACUGGACUGGGCAGAUAUAGUUAAUGCUCACAUAAUCUCUGGGCCUGGAAUUGUGGAUGGUCUGAAGCUGAAGGGUUUGCCUCGUGGUAGGGGCCUGCUACUCCUUGCUGAAAUGAGCUCAUCUGGUAACCUUGCCAAAGGAGAUUACACUGCUGCAGCUGCGAAGAUUGCUGAAGAUCAUUCAGAUUUUGUAAUUGGGUUCAUCUCUGUCAAUCCUGCGUCAUGGCAAGGGGGACCAGUAAAUCCAGCAUUUAUCCAUGCAACGCCAGGAGUUCAAAUGGUCACUGGAGGUGAUGCACUGGGCCAGCAAUACAACACACCUUAUUCUGUCAUCUUUGAUAGAGGAAGUGAUAUCAUAAUUGUUGGCCGUGGAAUUAUCAAGGCAGCAAACCCUGCUGAGGCUGCAAGAGAAUAUCGUCUUCAAGGAUGGGACGCUUACAAGUUACGAUGUGUUUAAGAAUCUGUAACCAGGUCAUGCAGCCGGCUCUACCUGCGUCCCUGGAAGUUGUAACUUGUAAGGAUUGCUUAAGUCUAGCUGUCAAGGUUUUAGCUAAUUUUGUUUUGUGGUGCAUGUCUGGAAGAAUGAGAUAGCCAGAAAAAAAAAAAUCUGAAAAGCAACUGAUGAGUGCUUGCUGGAUUUUCAGCGUCAAUUUUUGGAGAUUAUUUGAGAAAAAGAGAAACUAUUUACCAA
Molecule: messenger RNA, 1694 nt
Organism: Telopea speciosissima
Lineage: Eukaryota; Viridiplantae; Streptophyta; Magnoliopsida; Proteales; Proteaceae
Product: uridine 5'-monophosphate synthase-like
Exons: 8
Coding region: 42-1460 (472 amino acids)
Biological process (GO): 'de novo' pyrimidine nucleobase biosynthetic process; 'de novo' UMP biosynthetic process
Molecular function (GO): orotidine-5'-phosphate decarboxylase activity; orotate phosphoribosyltransferase activity
Source: RefSeq, a predicted model, not a curated record